GUUCUGGGAAAGUUGGGACGAUACAACCGCGCAGAUAUCGGUGAUGUACAGCGUCUCAAUCUGGACGUUGCCUGCGGUGAAGCUGGCCCUCAGCUGCGUUUUUGGUUGGCCGAAUAUCCCAACCAGCCGGUGGACCUGCCCAUUCGUACUCUUGUAGAUGCGGCUGUAGAAACGGUUCAGGUGGCCUCCUUCCUCUGCCUCCAAACCGUUGCUUCCUGUUUUGCCAAUGUUCCCAGCCCCUCUCAUAUCCAUGGGGAUGGUAGUAUGGACCGACCGGUUAGACUGCGUGCCUGGAACUUCCUCAAGGGCGUCUGUGUGGCUGCUCUUAACCUCCAUCCUCUGGUAAACCUUUAUGAGGAAAUGGCUUCCGUUCCGUAUCUGCAGUCUUUGCCGACAUUUCCGCUGGACGAGCUCUCCAGAUGCAUCCAUGCGUCGGAGUCAGGGAACGAAGUGUCUGACCUUCUUAUCGAGGAUCGUCACGCCAAAGAUAUUAACCGCGAAGUUAUCCUUCGUGCCGUCGGAGGCGUCUUCCUGAGCGGAGCUAUUCAACCACCGUUCGAGGGGAGUGGAGUGUUUAUGACCUUCCUGAUUCGGCAGUUGACACUUGUUAACCUCUAUGAUCAAGUUAUGGCUUCGUCGCCCCGCGACACGGAGCCCGAACCUAUGAAACCGAAGCUAUCGGAGGGCGCGAUCAGCAGCGACCAGCUGUUUCCGUCCACUCCGACAGCAGAACCGAGUCUCGAUCCAAAGCUAGUCGUCGAUGCUAUCUGCCUUGUAAUGGGUCACGAGGACAAGGAACAUGUGGCCACUGGCUACGUCCUCUUAGAUGAGAUGCUUUCCACCGCUACAGCUGCUUUUCGGGCCGCUAUGCAGACCCACACCACAAAGACACCUUACGAGGAUGAGGCACAACAACGGCAGCAGCAGCAGCAGCCGACGGAGGGGCAGUCGUGUGUUGAGGCCGUGGACAGCCUCAAUGAGAGGGCGUCCAAGUGUUUGGUGAGAUUUCAGUUGUUGCGUCAUCUCUCCACUGCCACGAUGGACAUGCUCUAUCAUCCCGCCUGGUAUGUGAAAUGGGGCGCCUGUUGCAUCCUUCUCCACCUCUGCAAGCGCCUACCAAUCCAGUGGUUCAAUCAGCAUAUUCGCGGCCUUCUGAGGGGCCUUCUACACUGCCUGCAUGACCUCAGUAGCCAGAUGGGCCAGGGUGCUCUCAAUCUGGCUCGGGAAUGUGCCCUCGAGUUGGUGAAACUGGUAUUCCUGCAGCCUACG
Dibothriocephalus latus is the source of this 1269-nucleotide messenger RNA. Lineage: Eukaryota; Metazoa; Platyhelminthes; Cestoda; Diphyllobothriidea; Diphyllobothriidae. The record is from the annotation of a GenBank genome assembly.